CUCAAGUGACAUAUCAGGACACAAGGUGACACAAACGAAACUGCGGGAAGACAGGCAUCCUUUGUUUUAGCCAUGGCGAUCAGCAACAAGAAGCUCCAGAAAAUCAUGACCCUUCCCAUCAAUCAGAUCUUCAGAUAUUUGCAGAACAGGUCUCGUGUUCAGGUUUGGCUCCAUGAGCAAGCGGACCUGCGGAUUGAGGGCCGCAUUUUGGGCUUUGAUGAGUACAUGAAUCUAGUCAUCGAUGAUGCAGAGGAAAUCUUGGUGAAAAAGAAGACCCGACGCGCGAUUGGCCGCAUUCUGCUGAAGGGUGAUAACAUUUGUCUCAUGAUGAACACUGGCGCGUAGAUUUGUUGAAGGCAGCUUUUUGACUCAGCUUGAGAUCUGAGGGUAUUCUCGGGUAUUUUGACUCUUGUUUUGCAAAAAAAAAGCAAGGCCUUCCCAGAGUUUUGUGUCUCACAGACACGGCAAAGUGCUGUGGUUCAAGCCGGUCAUUCGAUGACCGUGGUGGUGAAUCUAUAUUGGAAGGGACGUGUCCUCGAAGCGCAGAGAAAUCUGUGAGCAAAACGCUUC
This is a messenger RNA of Cladocopium goreaui, 570 nucleotides long. The record is from the annotation of a GenBank genome assembly. Lineage: Eukaryota; Dinophyceae; Suessiales; Symbiodiniaceae.